Molecule: messenger RNA, 1014 nt
Organism: Helobdella robusta
Lineage: Eukaryota; Metazoa; Annelida; Clitellata; Rhynchobdellida; Glossiphoniidae
Exons: 4
Coding region: 1-1014 (337 amino acids)
Source: RefSeq, a predicted model, not a curated record
AUGCCGCCAUCGUCGUCGUCAGGUGUGGCCACUUCCUCAAUUACAGAACUCAACAAAGUCCACCGGUCGCCACCGCCGUUGUCACCUAAUGAGGCUACUUCUGAGUUUAAGCAAAUCAACAGCAUACAACAACCAACACAGUCGUCGUCGCCAGUGGAGGCCCACACUGCUCCAUCCGCCAGACCCCUGCCAGAAAUUAUCUCAUCAAGUAAACUAAUUAGAACAAAAUUGAGAUACAAAAAGGCUGACCGCAAGAACGAUAUUGCGCAACAACUAAAAAACAAUUUCUGGAAAACGUGCCAAAAUAUUUUUUUGCCAACGAAACAAGUGUCACCACUGUUCGAUGUAGACACCGGAUAUACGUAUUACAAAUCCUCAGCUAAAAACAGUGGAAACAACACUUUUCAUAAACCAGAUUGGAUACAUUCUCUACAAAUUCCAUCACAAAAUUGCAACAGUGACCCACCAAGUUACAACGAAAUGGUUUCGGCCAUACAUAAAAUAAAGUCCAAAUCCUCGCCAUGCCCUCUAGACCAAAUUUCAAUAAUGACAUCACAUCAUGGAACGCCAACUUUCACAUAUAUUAGCACACCACCAAAUUUGAAUAUUAACUUGAAUAUGAAGUGGCAGGGAACAACUUCGUCUCUUCGUCUUCUGAAGUCGUCGGUUGAGGUUGCCUCGCGGUGCAACAACAUCCCAACGAAUCAGUGGGGAGUAAUUAGAGGUGAUGUCGCUUGUGGACGGUCGCUCAUCUGGGAGUGCUGCACGCUGUUCAACUUGCGACGACACAAACUUAAUUUGCAAGAUGAGACAGGUGGUGAGAAGGUAUGUGGUGGAGAGGUAUGUGGUGGGGAGGUAUGUGGUGGGGAGGUAUGUGGUGGGAAGGUAUGUGGUGGGGAAGUAUGUGGUGGGGAGUUAUGUGGUGGGGAGGUGGGCCGAGUGGUUAGCGUGUCUGUCUACCACUUCCACGACCCGGGUUCGAAUUCUGCAGUUUCUACAGGUUCAUCCGGGUAG